GCAGAGCAGCCUGUCCGGACACCAGGACGCACCUCUCCGGGCAGAGAGGCAUGAGGUCCCGGCAGGCAGCCCGGGCCGCUGCGGGAAUAUGACUGGAAGCAUAUAUUUAUUUUCUUCAGUGAUCGGACAUUUGAGAUGAUUUGAAGUGGGAGCGGAGGAGCAGGACGGGAGCGCAGAGAGAGUGUUUUUUGGAUGAGUGCUUCGCUUCAGUGUCUCAGACCUGAUCAAGUUUGAAGUCAACUUCAGAUCCAGUCACAACUCCAAAGAUUACACCAGUGUCUUUUUUUUUUUUUUUUUUUUUUUAAAUCCGAGUAGCUGAUUCGCAGUGACACGUUGUCGAAACUUUUUCGUCUCAGAGCGGAGCCGGAGAUGGAGCCGGAGGAGGGGAAGGUCUCCGUGUGGGUCUGCCGGGAGGAGAAGCUGGUCUCCGGGCUGACGAAGCGCACCACCUGCGCCGACGUGGUCCGAGUCCUGCUGGAUGACCAGAACCUGCAGCAGGGCGCCGCCGCCGCGAUGCUGUCCGGCGCCCCGCAGUCCUACUGCGUGGUGGAGAAGUGGAGAGGCUUCGAGAGGAUUUUACCCAACAAGACCAAGAUCCUCCGGCUGUGGAGCGCCUGGGGGGACGAGCAGGAGAAUGUCCGCUUCGUCCUGGUGAAGAACGAAGCUUCGCUGCCCAACAACGGGCCCCGCAGCGCCGAGGCCCGGGUGGUCCAGAGCCGGGAGAGCGGCGGACCGGGCGGGGUGCUCAAGGGCACCGCCAGGACCUGCUGGACCGCCGCGGCCGCGGCCGCCAACCUGUCCCAGGAGAAACAGAGGCGCAUCGUCAGGAAGGCUUUCAGGAAGUUGGAUAAGAUGAACAAAAAGAAAGAGCAGACUGUUUGUAAAGAUAAAGGCUCUGUGGAGAAGAUGGAGACGCUGGUCCACCUGGUGAUCUCCCAGGACCACACCAUCCGCCAGCAGAUCCAGAGGAUCAAGGAGCUGGACCGGGAGAUCGAGCGGUACGAGGCCAAAGUGCACUUCGACCGCAUCAAGAGACACGGGGUGAACUAUGUGCAGGACACAUACAUGGUGGACUCCUCCUCCCCCGAGGCUUCUUCGGACUGUAAGCGCAAAGCGGAGCGGCAGGACGCCCGGAGCACCGCGGAGGCGCUCGUCCAGUUCGAGGAGUACGCGCGGCGCUGCGAGGAGGUGGUGCGGCUGCAGGAGGAGCUGACGGAGCGGGAGGCGCUGGUGGAGAGCAUCACCGGGGAGAUCCAGGAGGAGCUCAACCGGCGCUGGAUGAAGCGGCGGCGGGAGGAGAGAGGAGCGGAGGCGGCCAGGGACGCGGACGGCGUGGCGGAGGACGCGUGCCUGGCCGCGUCCGCCGCUCCAGACGCGGAGCCAGACGUGGAAAGCUUGUCCGAGAACGAGCUGGUGCUGGAGGAGGAGAGGAUCAAAACGCAGCUGGACACCAGCCUGUACAUCGGCCUGAGGCUGAAGACGGACCUGGACGCCAUUAGGGGGGACUUGGACCUGAGUCUGGCACUCUGGGAGACCAAGGAAAGUGAACUGCUGGACCUGCUGGCCAAGGUGGAGACCUUGGAGAUAGAGCCGGUGAACGCCACGCCGACUGUGACUGAUGACGCGCAGGGGGAGCUGGGUGCAGGGAGCGCCGAGGCCGAGCCGGCGGAGAAGAGCAGCGGCUGGGUGGAGCAGGCCAGGGGUCUGUCCAAGACCUGCAACACCAACGACGAGGACUCGGACACGGGCCUGAGCUCCAUGCACAGCCAGGACUCUGACAACCCGCCUGUGUGCGAGUCCCUGGUGUAGACUCACUCUGCGGGACGCAUGCUGGACUUUUACGGAAGUCAAAGCCACAAACUCAGGGGCAGAGAAUCAGUGUUGGCAAUACUGGGAGAUGUCUCCUCCCUACCCAAAAUGCACCUGUAAUUCUUUAGCAAUAAUUCCUAUAUGUAGUUGCACAAUAAGCUAGGAGCAUGCUUAGAGAGGUGUGCUGCUCCAGAGCUGACCUUUGACCUCCAGGAGGAGCGUCAACAAAGUACCACUUACUCUGAGAAAUAGCCUAGAGGAGUAUUACGAUAAGACACUUAUAAUCUGUAGUCGUCAGUGGGAAACUAACCUUAAGGUGAUCACCGGUUUACAAAGGACUUCUCGCUGACUGAAAGGUGAGGCUGAGGGUCGUCUCAGACCUGGUGGCCAUAAAACAGGUUUCUUUUAAAGGGUCACCAUCAAGUGCACCGUAACGCACAGUAGAGUUCAGUUAGGUCAGCCGCAGACAUGCCGCGCAGGCUCUUCAGUCUAGCGAAUGCAGCGGCGAGGGUGGGCUCAGUUCACUUCAGCCUCCUCAGAGUAAAACCUGAAGUCCAGCAUCUGGGAACAUGAAGACUGUAGACUUUGUGAAUCGGAGCUGACGCGCUGAUUCCCGUCCUGCCCGCUCAGCAGAGUACAUCACUUGAUAUUGUCCUCAGCGUCGGUGUCUUUGAAGCACAAACAAGUCCUAUUUAUUUAACUCGGUGUCACCUCUGGCUCACCUGCCACACUCUGUCGAUCAGAUCGAAACACGAAACAUUUGAUUACUCUGUUUUUUUUUUUUUUUUUUUUUUUUUUUUUUUUCCUCCAUGAAUUUCUGUCUUGUUGUUUCAUGGUCACAUGAAGCAGUGGUUCUCAAAACAACAACCCCUCAUCGCAUGUUACACUGAGCAUUUCAAGCAAGUGAGAAGUGUUUUUAAUUUUUUUACCGGCUUAGAUUGUUAAAUGUUAAUAUUUAUGGAAGCCUAAAGAGGCAAAGAAAAAAAAUGUCUGUCUUAAAUAAUACACAUAAUUUUAUGGGGCAGGAUUAUUGUUUUGUUGUUCUGAGUUUAUAUUUAACCACCUUUACGGGGUCCUGGGCUCCUGGUUUAGAACCACCAGUUUAAAGCAGGUAAAAAGUCCAUUCAGUGUGGUAUCUUCACAAAACAAUUGCCAGAAUAAAUGUCACCAGUGCACAUUUCUGCAAAUCACAGAUACGUUUCAAUCGAUGUUUCAAACUGCGUUAGGGUUAGGAUGGAUCAUGUUUCGGCUUAAAAUACCGGCUUUCAUUGCCACAGAUGACAGGAGAUGCUCGACUCCUCGCCAAACUGUUUUUGUUGCCACAAGCUCAAUCUGGAAAUUAUCCUUAAAAAUACGCAGUGGUUUUCUCAUUUGCAAAUGUUUGAACUCACAGUCUGGAACUGUGGUCACUGGCUCGCCAACAUUCUCGCCUGCAACCUUCACCAUCACCCUGUCGGUCUCUCAGCGUGACAGGCCAUGAUAGUGUAACCUGAACGGGAUAUGAGGUUUUAUGGAAAUGUAAUGUGGUGAGCAGGCCGGUUACAUGUUGUAGUGUGAACGCAUCAGUGGUUUGCAGAAACAUUAACUGACUGAUGACUUCUCGACGAAACAAAUACAGAGAGAUCAAGUCGGACCCAAAACAUCAGCAUUGAGAAGAUAUUAGAGGACAGUAUCUGGCUGUGUCACAGGCCGAGCAGAACUUCUCAUGAGUGAACUUCAUGUGUAAAAUUGGUGGUGUGCCCCUUUAAAUCUGGGUGUUGAUCAUUGCAGGAGGCUUGUUUCCCUGAAAAGCAUCUUAUUUGACCGUCAUUGUUAUUCUAUAACAAAUACAAACAGUCUAGGAACAGAAAGAUAAUAUUUUAUUAUCAACACUGAGAAGUUCAAAAACAAGCCAAAUUCACAUCAGUAAUCAAGUAUUUUGGCCCCUUUAGCUUUCCGUAUUGAAGCGACUCCUUGACGCAGGUACUCUCAUCUCCUGAGUAAAUAAAUGCGACACAGAAUUAGCCGACUUACUGAGAAACACUUCAGCUAUCUGGGUUUUGACAAAGUUUCCAGGUCCAUCUGUGAGCACACACACCUGUAUGACUGGACUUCAAGAUGCUUUUUGGGAGAAGUGACCCCGUUUAUAAAUCCCCCAGCCCCUGCUGCUCUGAACACUGUGACAUUAGAGAAAACUAUUUUAAGCCUCGGCUCAGUUUUUUUUUUUUUUUUUCAUCCUGGAAAUAGUAACAGCAAAGCAUUAUUAGCCGUACUUCCUGGAACUGACAUAAACAACAAGCAACAGAAAAUAACCAGCAGCUGCCAGGAUUACACCACGUGGACAUCUUUAAGUAAAUCACUCUGUAUGUUUGUCAGGCUGUUGUGAUGUAACAUCUUACAUGGUGACUGUAAAAACAGUGAGAACUAAUAACCCUGUGACAACUAGAAGAGACUGAUGAUACUGUUCGUGUGGAGUUAGCUGUUAGCUGCAUCCGAAUACCAAAAUCACCCGCGUGGGGCUAAUCGAUGACAUUGAUCAGGGACAGUGUGGGCUUGACGUCUAGCCUUUGCUUCGUCUACGUCGAUGGCUGUGGACGGCAGCUCCGAGGCCACCGCAAGAUGCACCGCGGCCGCAUCGCAACGCCAGUCAGCACAUUAGUACACAUGACUGUUAGUGUUGAAAUAAACAGCAAAACCUA
Acanthopagrus latus (yellowfin seabream) is the source of this 4487-nucleotide messenger RNA. Its product is annotated as ras association domain-containing protein 10-like. The record is from RefSeq and is a predicted model, not a curated record. The transcript has a single exon. NCBI's taxonomy places the organism in Eukaryota, Metazoa, Chordata, Actinopteri, Spariformes, Sparidae. Gene Ontology annotation, biological process: signal transduction. The coding region runs from base 370 to 1809 and encodes 479 amino acids.